This is a messenger RNA of Stegastes partitus (bicolor damselfish), 1501 nucleotides long. It is a transcript of the gene fgfbp3, whose product is annotated as fibroblast growth factor binding protein 3. Lineage: Eukaryota; Metazoa; Chordata; Actinopteri; Pomacentridae. Bases 1 to 732 code for a protein of 243 amino acids. The record is from RefSeq and is a predicted model, not a curated record. The transcript has 2 exons. Gene Ontology annotation, biological process: cell-cell signaling. Gene Ontology annotation, molecular function: growth factor binding.
AUGAGCGUCCUGCCCUGCAGCUUCCUCGUCCUCCUCCUCUGCGUCCCGAUCCUCGCUGAGGCCAAACGUCAGGCCGGCCAGGAGAAACCCGAGAAACCCGAGAAACCCCGGCAGCCUCCUCCGUCGCCCCCACCGGCCAAGAGAGCCAGGAACCGCUCGGUGCCCGGUUCCGGAGAGCUGAGCACUAAGGAGGGCCACCGCUGCACCUGGCAGACGUCCGGCGAAGGCCUGGUCAGCCUGGUGGUGAACUGCAGCACCGAAGCUCAAGGAGAGCUGCAGAGGUACUGGUGCCGCUAUGCCGGUAAACCGGACCUUUGCCAGGCCUACGGGGUGAAGUCCAGCCAGUACUGGAAGCAGCUGGUGGGGAAGCUGAAGAAACGGCAGAACGCCUGCGAAGGAGAGAAAGUCCUGAAAGCCAAAACCUGCAAGAAGGCGCCGGCCGAGGCUCACAUGAAGCUCGCCCAGCGUAGCGGCGAGGACGAGAGGAAGGCAGGGAAGGAAGGAGGGAAGAAGAAAGGAGCAGCAGCCGGGAAGAGCUCGGACGGAGGGAAGGUGGAGAAGAAGAAGAAGAAGGAGGAGGAUGAAGAGGACGAGGAGGAGAAGAAGACGGAGGAGAGGACUGGGUUGGAGGAUGAGGAGGGAGUGCUGAACGACAUGGAGCCGGUGCAGAGCUACUGCAGCGAGGGAUGGCACUCGGUCUGCUCCUUCUUCGUCAAGUUCUUUGAAGGUUGAUCAGAAAGUCUGCUGAAGCGAAUUCACAAUCUGGAAACAAUGGAGGAUUCUUGUUGUUAAUCUCACGGGAAGCACCAGGCAGCUCAUUUCUAAAAGUCUUUCUCUUCAUCUUUGAGCUGCUGUCCAACCACAUCUCCCACUAAAGUUGGAUUAAAGUCACCUUAACUCGGGUUUGGUCAUAAAACCUUUUGGUUUUUCAUAAAUUAUGAACUUUCUUAUAAAUUAGGCCCCCCGGCUUCUAAUUUGCAAAGUUAUAGCGGAACGAUAAUUAAAACCUGGCAAUCUGAAUUAUAGAAAACCGUUCAAUCAAACCUGUCAGUUGUGAAUUGAAGCUGUAGUUCUUCUGGACGUCCCUGCAAGUCUCUAGAGACUCAGAGCAGCUGUUGUAGUCAGUGCAGGUGAAGAGGCAUUUUAAUGGAGUCAGACCAACCAGUCGGAUUGUUUGGACUCCAGUUUUUGUCCGUUGAGUGUACGUAGCUGUGGGAUACGUUCCAUCAUUGUUGUAGUUGUGUUUUGUUCUGUAGAAAUCAGAUGAAAACUGUCUGAACUAACAGCUAAACCCAGUGCUCUGGUGGACAGUAGUGAAUACUAGACGUGUUUUUGUGACGUGAAACUAAUGCGUUCUAUAAACGUUGUGUAGCUGUUGUGUACAAACACACUGUUCAUAGUUGGAUUUGUGGCAGUUAGACCUUCGCAGCAUUUAAAAACUAUUUUUUGAAGAAAUGUUAACACCGUUGCUGGAACUUUACAAUAAAGCGCUUACAAAAAA